AUGGAACUUUUAUUAAUUUUAUCAAAACUUAACAACGAUGAUGAUAAGCCAUUAAUAACCGACGAUAUUCAUUUACAAUCGACCUCAGGCACAGGUCAGUUGAAUCAAGGCGUGAUUAAACCUACGAGGGAUUUGGCACAGGAACCAGUGUCCAACGAAUUUGAUAGGUCGAAUUUAGUUAGUAGUCUAGGGAUGGGGGGUUUUCAUGCACCUCAGGAAAGAUCCAUUGAAAGAGUUGGUAGGUGGAACGUACAGUUUACUGGUGAGCGUUGUGGCACAUCAGUCAACUCAUUCCUAGAGAGGGUUGAAGAACUAAGGGUCGCUCGUGGUGUUUCAGAAGCACUACUUUUUCGUUCGGUAGUUGACCUUUUGACAGGUCAAGCCUUACUUUGGUAUAGGUCCAUUAGGGAAGAAAUUUCAAACUGGUCAGAAUUUGUAGAUGCCUUGAAAUACGAAUUCUUACCAGCAAAUUAUGAUGAUCUACUACUGGAACAGAUCAAUCGUAGGACUCAAGGGAAGGGAGAGUCGUAUGGUGCAUAUUUGGCCACCAUGCGAACCUUAUUCAAGAGGUUAGGUGAACCACUAUCUGAAAGGAGAAAAGUUGCGAUUCUUCUGAAAAAUUUAGACCCAUUUUAUCAAAAACAGAUCGGUUUUCAUAAACCUCAAUCUGUUAAGGAAUUAGCUGCUUUAGGUAGGGAUUUAGAGACUCUUAGGGCAAACAUUGAUAGCUUUGAGCCACCGGCUCGAAAUCGAAAUUGUGUGGAACCUGAACUCGGUUACACUGCAGGACCGGCAGUACAACCGAAAGUCGCGGCUGUUGCUAGGGACGAACAACCAGUCAGAGUAGUAGAAUCUGCUAGGUCGCAGCCUAACAGAUCCUCUCAAGCUGAUGGCUCUGUUCGAUGUUUUAAUUGUGGGAAGGUAGGACAUUUCUCUACUAGAUGUUCCACUCCUAGAAAAUGUUUUGGUUGUGGUGCUGAGGGGGUCACCAGAAGCAAUUGCAAAAGGUGUUCGGGAAAUGCUCAACGGGCUCGCGCGCCAGCAGGGCGGGAGUUCCGAAGGAAUUAG
Molecule: messenger RNA, 1068 nt
Organism: Episyrphus balteatus (marmalade hoverfly)
Lineage: Eukaryota; Metazoa; Arthropoda; Insecta; Diptera; Syrphidae
Exons: 1
Coding region: 1-1068 (355 amino acids)
Molecular function (GO): nucleic acid binding; zinc ion binding
Source: RefSeq, a predicted model, not a curated record